UGAUAAUUAAUUACAUAAACCGCCUCCUCUUCGCGACUGCCUACCUGACAGUCCUCUCCUCUCCAUCACUUUUAAGUUUCUGGAAUGGUAUUUACCUGUUAAUUUCUCAGGGGAUUCGGAAUGGAUUCUAGAAAUGGAUCAGUAUCUGAAGCUCUAUUGGAUGCAGAAAUCGAAUCGUUUUUUGAUUCGGCUCCUCCUCUAAAAGACAGAGCUGGGAUUAUAAAGAAAUUGAAGGAAUUCAUUGAAUACAAUUCUACUCCACCUGGAAAGGGGAGUCCUAGAAGGGUUGUGUGUGUGACAUCUGGUGGCACCACAGUUCCAUUGGAGCAACGUUGCGUCCGUUACAUUGAUAAUUUCAGCUCAGGCCAUAGAGGAGCUACUUCUACUGAAUAUUUUAUCAAGGCUGGGUAUGCUGUUAUCUUUUUAUAUAGGAGAGGAACUUUCCAGCCUUAUUGCCAAUCUCUUCCUGAGGAUCCGUUACUUGAAUGCUUUGAGUGCUCUGAUGACUCUACUAUUCAAGUGCGCCAACCACACACCGAAGCAGUGAAGAGAGCUGUUAGUGAUCAUCAUGCUGCUAUAGCUGGAGGUCACCUGUUAAAACUUUCAUUUACAACCAUAUUUGAGUAUCUUCAGAUUUUACAAAGCAUUGCAAUGUCAAUGAAGGAUCUUGGGUCGCUUGCUGUGUUUUAUCUUGCUGCUGCUGUAUCUGACUUUUAUGUUCCAUGGAAGAGCAUGGCAGAGCACAAGAUUCAGUCAGCAUCUGGUCCUUUGGACAUGCGACUAGUGCAGGUCCCGAAAAUGCUCUCAGCACUGAAGAAAGAAUGGGCUCCCAUGGCCUUCUGCAUAUCAUUCAAGCUUGAGACAGAUUCAAAGAUUCUUUUGGAGAAAGCUGAAAUGGCUCUUAAAAAGUACAGAAUGCAUAUGGUUGUUGCGAAUGAGCUUUCGACUCGCAAAGAGGAAGUUACAGUUGUCACUGGUAAUGAAAAGAUUCUCGUGUGUCGUGACAAGACGCAGGCUGAUUCUGAUGUGGAAGAACCCCUCAUUGAAUUAAUUGUGGGCAGGCAUUCAGCUUAUGUUAAGGAUUCUGAUUUAUGACUUUUUAGCUAAACAGCAUCAGAUACGCAACACAUACACAAAACACUUUUCUCACUCUCUCUGAAGUGAAGCUAAAAGACUUGUUUGGCAUUGCCAAAGUGCCUUUUCUCUUCUUUUUUAAUUUCUGUUCAAGUUGAUCAACAAAAGAUAUUGAAUAGUUCUGUAUCAUGUAACCAAUCCUUGUUUGAAAUGAAUAAAGAUAAAUGUCUGUGA
Messenger RNA from Populus trichocarpa (black cottonwood), 1308 nucleotides. RefSeq names its product phosphopantothenate--cysteine ligase 2. Gene Ontology annotation, molecular function: phosphopantothenate--cysteine ligase activity. NCBI's taxonomy places the organism in Eukaryota, Viridiplantae, Streptophyta, Magnoliopsida, Malpighiales, Salicaceae. Gene Ontology annotation, cellular component: cytoplasm; nucleus. The record is from RefSeq and is a predicted model, not a curated record. Gene Ontology annotation, biological process: coenzyme A biosynthetic process. The coding region runs from base 121 to 1095 and encodes 324 amino acids. The transcript has 10 exons.